This is a messenger RNA of Caenorhabditis angaria, 1437 nucleotides long. The record is from the annotation of a GenBank genome assembly. NCBI's taxonomy places the organism in Eukaryota, Metazoa, Nematoda, Chromadorea, Rhabditida, Rhabditidae.
AUGAGACAUCAAAGCAAAAAGUUACUUGGUAAGAUCAUAUUUUACAGAUGUAGCGUAUUUUACAGAUGUACACAUAUUUUACAGAUGUAGCGCUGGGAUUUGCAGCCGGUGUUAUGACUGCUGCUUCAUUUUGGUCACUUCUUGCACCGGCAAUUGAAAUUGCUGAAGAAACUCAUGGAAAAUUCGCGUUUGCUGCAGUUGCUAUUGGUUUCGCAGUUGGAGCUGCUUUUGUACAUUUCGCAGAUACAUUAUUACCAUCGUAAGUUUUUCUUUGAAUAUUACCCAUGACCUUUUAAAAAUUAGUUCCCAAUUUUUUCAGAUGUGUAACUGGAGAUCUUGGAGUUCACGAACUUUUGGCGCCACCAAAAUCAGACACAGAAAUGACGUUAAUGCAAGCUGAUCGAGAAGAUUUAGAUGUUGCUGCUCUGGCCAGGUACGUAAUUUCUUUUUGUAAAAUGCUACAUUACUUUUCUAUUUCAAGCUUGUGGUGUGUGUGUGCGCACUUUCCUUUUUUUAGUAAAAAAUAGCUCGAUAAAUUCCCUCUUUGAACCCUUUGAUAACAUGUUUCUCUAUGUUUUGAAUGUUUCAAAAUAGUGUUAAUAUCUCUAGGGACGAAACAACAACGACUAAAACUAUUCGACAAAGAAAAAACAAAAGGUAAUAAGCAUGUACAUAUAACACAAUAUAUAGCACCAAAUCACUAACAUUCACUUUUUAUUUUUUGACAAGAGAAAAGGUUUUUUAUAAUGACAAAUCUUUCAGAAGUGUCAAUGAAGAUCGUACGAGAGAUUCGGAGAGUUUGAAUGAAAAUCGACCAGAUUUAAUACCUGUAAGUUAUUUGAGAAUAAGGGAAAAAUACUGUUAAUCUAUUGGAAAUUAUUUAGUCACGAGCUGAUGAAUAUCGACAAUCUUGGAGACGAAUUUUGCUAUUGAUUUUGGCUGUUACCAUUCAUAAUAUUCCAGAGGUUUGUUCAAUUUACAUAAUUGCAAGUAUGAAAGAUAACAUGAAUAUCUCAAAAGUCAUAAUUUUAGGGUCUUGCGGUUGGAGUUGGUUUUGGAUCAAUUGGAAAAACAAAAACAGCAACAUUCGAAUCUGCGUUCAAUCUUGCAAUCGGAAUUGGUCUUCAAAAUUUCCCUGAAGGACUUGCUGUAUCUCUUCCAUUAGCCGCAUUUGGACAUUCGAAAUUGAAAGCAUUUUGGUAUGGACAAUUAUCUGGAAUGGUUGAACCAAUUGCUGCAUUACUCGGUGCGGCCGCUGUUAUUUUCAUGGAACCAGUUUUGCCUUAUGCUCUCGCUUUUGCUGCUGGUGCAAUGAUUUAUGUUGUUGUUGAUGAUAUUAUCCCAGAAGCACAAAGAAAUGGUAAUGGAAAACUUGCUUCAAUUGGAUGUAUUGUUGGAUUUUUGGUGAUGAUGUGUAUGGAUGUUGGACUUGGAUAA